AUGUCUCUGCCACUCAAACCUUUGACGCUAGAUUCUAAUAGCAAACAGUUGGAUAGCAGACAGAAGAAGUUUUGCUCAAAUGUUGAAAAGGCAAUUAAGAAAUUCGAUUUGGUGAACGAGUGGGCGGAUUACAUUGCCAGUUUGGGUACCCUUUUGAAAGCAUUACAAAGCUGGUCUCCUAAAUUUCAGAACGUCAAGUACUUUGUCCCUUACCCAUACGAUGUAAGUAGACGAUUAUCCUCAUCAUUGUCACCUUCUUUACCUGCAGGUGUGCAUCUGAAGACUUUAGAAGUAUACACCUACAUCUUUGAAAACAUUGGAAUUGAAGCUUUGGCCCAUGAGUGCAAUAUAUGGAUACCAGGUAUCUUACCUUUAAUGACAUAUGCGUCAAUGUCAGUUCGAUCUAGAGUAAUUGAACUAUAUGAUAAUUAUAUCUUAACUCUGCCGUCAGAAAUUUUGAAAGUUAUUAUAAGGCCAUUAUUGUCCAGUUUGUUUCCCGGCUUAGAGGAUGAAAGUAGCGAGUAUCUGGAUCAAACAAUAAAAUUAAUUGAAACACUACAGGAAAACCUUGGUGAUGAUUCACUAUUUUGGCAAACAUGCUUUUUAGUUAUCUCAACAUACAGUGAUAGAAGAGCAGGUGGCUUGGUUUGGCUGACCAGAAAAUUUCCAUCACUAAAUGCUAUACCACAUAAAAUCGCCGAACGUAAUAAAAUCAAGGUCAAUAGUACAGGAGGCUCCACAAAUAGCAUGCAAGAUAGAAAGAAGGUAAAGGAAGAUGCUUUAGCUACUUUACUCCCAUCAGCAAAGAAUUUAGUCACCCCUGAACCUGGCCUUCUAAUAAGGUGCCUUGUCAGUUGCUUAGAACCAGAAAACGAUAUUCUUAUCAAAAGAGGGAUACUUGAUCUACUUUUGCAACGAGUAAGAAUAGACUCGCCAGUUAUUCAAGUAUUAAUCAGUCCCGAAGACAAAAAACUUUUAAUUAUGUCCUGUUGCAAGACAACAUUAAAUAAGGAUAUGUCUCUUAAUAGACGUGUUUGGAAUUGGUGUCUCGGAUUCUCCUCUUCAACAACCAGAAGUUCCAAUGGGAGUACCACAAGUGUUAAUAGUGGAGCUUCAGAUAAAGGAGAUAAUUCUCAGGAUAAGUCGAAUGAAUACUUUAGGACUAAUGGCCUUUUGUGUUUGAAGCAAGGUAUAGAGGACCUGCUUUAUAAUGAGACUGAUGUUGUUACUGCUUUCAAGCUAUGCAUAUCAAUAAUGGACAGAUGGGAGAUAGGGUCGAUGAUAAUUCCAACCAUAUUCACUAAUCUAUUAUUAGCGAGCUAUAAAAUGAAAGAAAAUGAAUUAGUAAUGAAGGCAGCUGGUGUUUUUUUUGAUGCAGUAGAAACAAAUAUAAUAUGGGGAAAUGUUAUCAACCACUUUUUUAUUACCAAUGAUAUCUUCUUAAUACAGUUUGUUAUCAAUAAUUUUAACAUUUCGACUGAUGAGGAAAUUAUUGUUAAUCAUUUACCGUUGGUACUGUUAAGCUUAUUAACCGAGUAUGAGAUAUUUGCUGAACUUGAUGGCGCCAAACAAACACAGUAUUAUAAUUUGUGUUAUAACAUAUUGACUGUCAUUCCAGAAAGAGCUUUUACAACCAUAUCAAAUUCAACUGUUAUGGACAUCUCGCACAUUUCGGACGGAUCAGUAAUUGAGGCUAUAAAAUGCUACUAUGGAAAAGUAUCUGAUCCAUCUUCGUUUAUGAUUUCUGAUGCAAAUAGCAUUGAAAGACCGUAUAGCAUGGAAGUUAUGACAGCGUUAAUACUAAACAAAACCACAAAUAUUGUGCUGUCUCAAUUACACAACCAAUUACAUCUCAAUGAUGCUACAAAACUUUUCAUAUACACUUAUGAGAAGAUCCCAGAGUCCAAUCAACAGGCCAAAAAAAUUGAUACUAUUGAUGAUGAAUUGAGUAACACAGUGUUUGGAAGCUUAAAGAAAAUUACUGAAACUGAUAUGGAAUAUAUCUCUGGACUUGUAGAUUUAUUCGGAAAUUAUCUGUGCAAGCGUAUGGAUUUUAUUGAAUCCAUCAAACUUUUAAAUUUGUUAGUACAGUCAUUAUGGCCAUUCUUGAAGGUACCCAAAAGUCAAGACCCUGCUAUAAGGUGCCUUGAAUCAAUUGAAAGGUCUAUCCCAACAGACUAUGUGGAAUCGGCGGUCGCAAAUGCGUUUGCAAAAGAGGAAUCUUUGAAUGUUAGAAUUGACGUUUUAAAUUUACUAUGGAUUAGUUUGCCACAAACGUCCACCCUCUACAUUAGACCCUUGGAAAUUAUUUUUGAUGAGCUAAAUAACUCACAAAAUCCAUACUAUCUGUCUGUUUCCAAAUGGAUUUAUUCACUGAAUACGGCUGGAACCAUCAAUAAUUUAUUUAGAAUCAUCAUGAAUCAGCUUUCUGAAUUUGAAUUUUUCAAAAGAGACACUAUUAAAGAGACUGAUGAUUUGGACAUGUUUACUUACCGAAUCCAGAUUAUUAAGAAUGUACUCAGUACUAAUAACCAUUCAAUUUUAAAAACUUUUGCUUCUGAAAUCAACACUACUGUUAUGAUAAAAACACUAGGAAAUGAGGAUGUUUCUACAUAUAAGAGCUGCUGUGUGGCCAUCAUAAUAAACUUUUUAAAGAAGCAAAAUAACACCCAUCCUAGAAGUAUUAGGAGUUCAUUAGUUUUACUCGAUUUGCUGCUGGACGGUUCGGAGGCGAACUUCAAAGAAAUUGUAAUAUUUCUUUUAGAAAAAUCAUCAUUCUAUAUUUCGCAAGGGGAAAUUGAAUCUGAAUUGAUUGCCGUUGCUCUAAUUGAUAUCGUUUCUAAGGUAUUGAUGAUAUCUCAUCAAAAUGGAAUUAAACUGGAUAUUUUCGACGACAAUAGUACUCAUUUGAAGUAUAUUGAUUAUUUAGUAACCAGUGUUUCCACCAUGGAAGGGCCAUUCAUUGUUACAGCUUAUGUUAAGUUACUAUCCGAGAGUAUCGCAUACUUUGAGAACUCAAUUUUUAGAACGAUCCUUCCACUUACUGCUUCAAUGGUCCAAUGUAUAGGAAGAUUAUUUGAAAAGGAGAAGGAGUCAGGGGGUUACCUUGAACCAAUAUUGCUUUUGCUAGGAGGAUUAGAGGAGUUAUUAGAGGUAUCUCACGGUUUUUUAACAGCAGGUGAAAAAGACAAUUACUUUGGUAAUACUGCAAAAUCGGAUUUUUUACAGUCAGUUGUAUCAAACGUUUUCUCUUCCGAAAACACCGCCGUAGAUAUAAAGAUUCAAGGUGAGAGAGAUGUGAUCAUCCAGUCUUUCAAACAAGUUACUAAUAGUGCCUACAGAAUUUGGUCUUGGGCUCACAUCCAAUCUAGAAUAUCAUUAAAAUCAAAUCCAUCGAAUUCGGGAACACACGCAAACUAUAAAUUGAAAUUUGGUGCCAAAAAAUUAUUGGAGAAAUUGUACAUUUUGGAACCACUUGAAACACUAGAAACUUUAAUAAGCACCAAUAAAAAUGAAACAACAGUUCCUCUAAUCCAAGCCUUGGAUGGUAAUCGUCCUGCCUUAACUAUUCCUUCUUACUUUUCAAGUAUAGUCCUACGUUGCAACAAAAAUUCCACGGUAAGGUUUUCCUCCAAUACUUCUUCCAAAACAACAACAUUUAAAGGAAUGAAAUCUGAUCCAUCCCUUCUAAAUAAAUUACAUGCAGAUGCCAUUAUGCAAAACCUACUAGACUAUGUCAAGACAUUGGAGAAUACGGCAAUGGAGGAUUUUUAUGGUGACUAUAUUUUAUUUUUAAAAGAGGUUUCUAACAAUCAAUAUCUAUACAAAAAUGUUUGCUUACAGGUGAUGGAUUUAUGCGUUGUUAUUGCGGAUAAACUUUCAAGGUCCAAGUUUGGUGAACAAAAAAGACCAAGAAAAGAUCUUUCUGAUUUGUGCUUCAAGUAUAUCCCUGCUGCAGUAGAAGGGCUGGCAAAGAGUAAAGAAAACUACAACCAUAUUUUGGAAACUCUAACAAAGGUUACUAGAAAUAUAACCUUACUUCUCAAUGAAAAUGAAUCUGGUGAUAAGGUUCAUGCUGUUAUUACGUCUAUUAUAUCAAACAUUGUUGUACCACAUUUGAAAACGGAGGAUGCUGUUUUUAGCAUGCCAGAAUUUAUGUCUCUUCUUACUGAAUUGGUAAAAGUUAGUGGUCGAGUAAAGCUAUGGAGACAAGUUAUCGGAGAUGCAUUCAAUGAUGACACAGUACUUAUUGAAAUACUUCAAAACAUAAAAUGGCAAGAUAUCAUAUUUAAAUGGUCAGAUUAUGAGGAACAUAAGUACAAACUUCUUUCUGAUUUGACAAUGUUAGUAACUACAAAAAAAUCUGCCUUGGCUCCAACCGCAAUUUCUUUUAACUCUUGGGGUGAUUCAGAAGACAAUACAAAAAAGAAAAAUGUUUUAAGAAUAGCUUAUCUUCUCAUGAUUAGUCCAAAAGACUACUACUUGAUGCAUUUUGAACCGCUUAUUUCAUAUGCACUAUCUACUCUUUCGUCACAGGAACAUACUUUCAAGUCCGAAUUCUGGGCAUUGUUGAGAGUAAUUUUUAUGAAGUUUUCCUUAUCCCAUUUUACCUCAACUUGGCCUCUGAUCAGCUAUGCCUUACAAACAAAUCUUCAAGAGUUUUAUGAAAAUAUCCAAAUCCAAAAUUUCACUAACCCAGAGGCCACAUUUCAGUUAUGUAAAACGCUUGAUCAACUAUUAGCAAUGAAUAUAGAGGGUUUCUGUGCUACAAAUGAAUGGAUUUUUAUUAUUGAUACCAUAAACUGUAUUUACAAGACGAACUCAUAUGUCGCCUUGGCUGAUUCAAUUGCAUCUUGCAAAGAAUUUGAGAUAACUACUAUGGAUGAUCUAAAUUUAUCGAAGAACAUAUCUUCGUUCAAACCAUUAUUAUUGGGAGUUCACAAAAUUGACAGACAUAACCAGUUACGCAGUUUUUUCCAAAACCUGAGCUACGUCCAUUAUGAAAGCACUUAUAUGAUGGUCAAGUUUGAUACAAACGAAUUCUUGAAUGAUACUAAUAGUGACCUAUUAUAUCUGAUAAAAAAAUCAUGA
Nakaseomyces glabratus is the source of this 5091-nucleotide messenger RNA. It is a transcript of the gene DOP1, whose product is annotated as Dop1p. NCBI's taxonomy places the organism in Eukaryota, Fungi, Ascomycota, Saccharomycetes, Saccharomycetales, Saccharomycetaceae. The record is from RefSeq and is a predicted model, not a curated record. Gene Ontology annotation, biological process: Golgi to endosome transport. Gene Ontology annotation, cellular component: endosome; trans-Golgi network.